CGCCCCCUCCAGCCAGGCGUAGGGCUCAGCCGGUGGGAGCACCGGCACCAGGAUCAGCCAGGACAGCCCAGGCCAGGGCCCCGCCCCCUCCCAACCCCCGAACCCACGCAGCAGCCUGGUCCUAGCUCCUCCUCCGGCCUUUGCCCUGCUUUCCAGGCUAAAGGUGCCAUGCCCUCCCCGUGCCGGCUCGGGGCUAGACUGGAUGAACGGGACCCGGCAACGGCGGAGUUGUGAGAUGGUGCAGCCAGGCGGGUGCCCAGGCAGUGACUGCAGUGCUCUUGGUGAGGACUCAUCCCUUGGCAAGGUGGCGGCUUGGCAACUACCCCCCGAGCUGGCCGGGCAUGAGGCCCUGCAGCGCUUCCUGCUGGAAAACCAGGAUCUGAAAGAGGCCAUUCGACAGAGUAACCAGAUGCUGCGGCAGCGCUACCAGGAGUUCGUGGGGUUCCAGGCUGUGCAGCGUGAGGAGAAAGACUUCCUGUUGCUCCGGUUCCGGGAGGCCCGGGAUGUGGUGCAGAAGCUAAAUGCUGAGCGGGCCGAGAUGAAACGCCAGCUGGAGCAGGCCCUCCAGGAGGUGGAGCAGCUCAAGGGAAGCCAGAAGGUAUCAGGAGAGCUCCCUGCCACCUCGCCAAGGGGCAGCAGGGCUUCAGGGUUGGGACACCUGCUCUCAGACAUGCAGAAAGAGAUCCCUGAGCCAGAGGAGGCGGACACGACGACUCUGACCCAGGAGCUGGCAGAGCCCACGAUGGCCCCUGGUCAAGAGACCCAGCAGCUGGAGCAACACCAGGAGGCCAGCCAAGUCCAGCAGCAGGUGCAGCCCAGCAACGUGGGGCUCAAGCAGGAGAAUGGGGUGCAGCUGGAGAGGCCUGUGGAGCUGGAAACCCUGCAGGGCAGUGGGGACAGCAGAGCCAGUAGCAGUCGGGAGGCAGCCGAGCUGUUGCAGAGGCGGCUGAAGGAGGCAGAGGAGGAGAGCACAGGGCUGAAGCAGAAGCUGGCAGCUGUGCAGGAUGAGGUGGCCACGCUGGCAGCCAGGGCACAGGAUGCAGAACAGCAGGUGCAGGCCCUGAGGAAACAGCUGGAGCAGAUGACGGAGGACAGGGCCUCGGUGAAAGCCCAGGUGACUUCCCUACUGGGGGAGCUGCAGGAGAGUCAGAGCCGGCUGGAGGCCUGUGUACUGGAGAAGAAGGAUCUGGAGGGGAAAGCCCAGGCUGCUGCAGAGCAGGGCCGCCGGCUGGCUGGGGAAGCUGAGGCGCUGCACAAGCAGCACAGUGUGCAGGUAGACCAGUUGCGCAUGCAGGCCCAGAACCUAGAGGCAGCGCUGCGAGUGGAGAGGCAGAGCGCCACAGAGGAGAAGCGGAAGCUGGCCCAGCUGCAGGCUGCCUAUCACCAGCUCUUCCAGGAGUACGAUUCCCACAUGAAAUCUAGCCUCGACCAGGAGAAGAGGAGCCAGGGCAUGGAGCUUCACCUGGAGGAGCUAUUGCAGCAGCUGCAGCAGGCAGAGGAGGCACUGGUAGCCAAGCAGGAGCUGAUUGACAAGCUGAAGGAGGAGACAGAGCAGCACAAGACCUUGCUGGAGACCAUCCCGGUGCUGAAGGCUCAGGCUGAUAUCUACAAAGCGGAUUUCCUGGCAGAGCGUGAGGCCCGGGAGAAGCUGCACGAGCAGCGAGAGGCUCUGCAGGAGCAGCUAGAACAGCUGCGGCGGGACUAUGACAAGCUGAAGGCAGACACGGAGGGAGCCACCUGGGCUCUGAUGGAAGAGAUGAGGAACCGCCAUUGGGGGGGGCCCCCGCCUGUCCCACAGCCUGCUUACAACAUGGCUCCAGGGACUUUCCAGCCCGGGCCGGCAGCAGGGCGCAGGCGCAGCAUCCCUGAGGAGCAGCCAGAUUUCUGCUGCCCCAAGUGCCAGUACCAGGCCCCGGAUAUGGACACGCUGCAGAUCCAUGUGAUGGACUGUAUCAAGUGAUGCCUGGCAGGUGGCGGCACCUGGGCAUGGGAGGGAAGGGGCAGAGCCUAGCCUGCUUCCCCCCUCCAGCAUGUGCUGCUCUCUAAAUGGGGUCAUAGCUGCCUUGAGCCAGUGGGAAGGGCCAGUCUAUGGGUAGUGGGGGGAAGGGGCAGGCUUUGCACCACUGUCUUUGCCUUACCUAAAACUGAAUGUACAUGAUCUGCUGUAAUUCAGAAAUUUGCCAGUCUAGAGCCCGACAGCCAAGGGGGGAGGAAGGAGGCAGGUGGGCUGGAACCAUUUGUAUGGGGCAGAAGGGAGGGACUGUGAAAGCCACUGAACUAAACUUCCACCCAUGCAGAGAAUGGAAAUAACUUCAAACCAAAAGCUCUUUCUCCCAGCACCUAUGGGGAGAUGAUGUGAUGGGGAGGUUUCACUGCUCAGCUCCUUUGGAAGCACCUUACUGUUCCUCCUGCAGCACUUGCAGGGUGUGAUUGAGCAAACAGACUCCCCUGCUCAGCUUCAGGCUGCCACAGUAUCUCUGCUUCCCUUCUGUACUGUGCACAGGUUAGUGAAUGUUACUGUCACUGCUGCUCCCAGGCAGACUCCUGCCUUCAUGUCAAGCCUAUUAAUAUUAAACCUGUCUCUGGA
This is a messenger RNA of Pelodiscus sinensis (Chinese soft-shelled turtle), 2587 nucleotides long. RefSeq names its product inhibitor of nuclear factor kappa B kinase regulatory subunit gamma (gene IKBKG). The record is from RefSeq and is a predicted model, not a curated record. Gene Ontology annotation, molecular function: K63-linked polyubiquitin modification-dependent protein binding. Gene Ontology annotation, cellular component: IkappaB kinase complex; cytoplasm; nucleus. Lineage: Eukaryota; Metazoa; Chordata; Testudines; Trionychidae. Gene Ontology annotation, biological process: positive regulation of canonical NF-kappaB signal transduction.